Molecule: messenger RNA, 3114 nt
Organism: Fundulus heteroclitus (mummichog)
Lineage: Eukaryota; Metazoa; Chordata; Actinopteri; Cyprinodontiformes; Fundulidae
Gene: plk4
Product: polo-like kinase 4 (Drosophila)
Exons: 15
Coding region: 182-2914 (910 amino acids)
Biological process (GO): protein phosphorylation
Molecular function (GO): protein binding; ATP binding; protein kinase activity
Source: RefSeq, a predicted model, not a curated record
UAGCCAGAAAGUAACGGGCGGAUAUUUUCAAAAUGGAAGAAAUGUCAGAGUUUUGGAGCGGAACGGGAGCUUUACGUUUGUUUAUCCUCUGAGAGCUACUGCUCCGGGGCUCUAUGCUUUCUAACGACCGAGGAAAAUUUUUACAAGCCUGCGCGGAACUGCGAGGCCGAAACCCGGCAGGAUGAGCGUUUCAAUCGGCGACAAGAUCGAGGAUUUUAAGGUCCUCACCCUCCUGGGCAAAGGCUCUUUUGCUUGUGUUUACCGGGCAAAAUCUAUAAAGACUGGACUGGAGGUUGCGAUCAAAAUGAUCGACAAGAAAGCGAUGCAGAAAGCUGGGAUGGUCCAGCGUGUGACAAACGAGGUGGAGAUUCACUGCCGACUGAAACAUCCUUCCAUCCUUGAGCUCUACAACUACUUUGAGGACAGCAACUAUGUGUAUUUGGUGUUGGAGAUGUGCCACAACGGCGAGAUGAGUCGCUACCUGAAAGAGAGGAAGAUGCCUUUCUCUGAAGACGAAGCCAGACACUUCAUGCAUCAGAUAGUGAAGGGAAUGUUGUAUUUGCACGCUCAUGGCAUCCUGCACCGGGACCUGACGCUGUCCAACCUGCUGCUCACCAGCAACGCCAACAUUAAAAUAGCGGACUUUGGCCUGGCCACUCAGCUCAAGCUGCCCAGUGAAAAGCAUUUCACCAUGUGCGGGACGCCCAACUACAUCUCCCCGGAGGUGGCGACCCGCAGCGCCCAUGGCCUGGAGUCGGACGUCUGGUCUCUGGGCUGCAUGUUCUACGCCUUCCUGACGGGCCGCCCGCCGUUCGACACAGACACCGUCAGGCACACCCUGUCCAAAGUGGUCCUCGGCGACUACGAGAUGCCGAGCCACGUUUCGUUAGAAGCUCAGGACCUGAUCCGCCAGCUGCUCCAGAAGGACCCCGCCGUGCGGCCCAGCCUCUCCGCGGUGCUGGACCACCCCUUUAUGACCCAGAGCCUGCUGGUCAGGACCAAAGAGCUGAGGCUGGGCGACGACAGCUCCAUCGACAGCGGCAUCGCGACCAUCUCGACGGCGGGCACCUCCUCCACUUCGGCGAGCAGCGGCACCCGUCUCCAGCGGCGAACCAAGCACGUGGUCGGCCCGACGCUGCCCAACCGCAUGACGUCCGUUCCCCCGCGCCAGCCCGGCAGCUUCGAGGACGACGACCGGCCGACCCAGCCGUACCCGCUGGACAUCUUCGGCAGAGAGGGCAGGGCGCGGGCUGCUCACGUGGGCGACAGCGGGCGGCCGUACUCCAGGUUCCUCAGGAGGGCUCACUCGUCGGACCGCUGCGGUCCUGCAGAACCGGGGCAGACCUCCUCCCAGCACGAGCUGGGGAGGUGUCAUUCAGAGGAGACUCUGACUGCUGCGGGACGGCCCUUCCUCCCCUCAUCCUCCACUCCUCAUCCGUUUUCAGAUCACGGCAGGCUUCCCUCCCCUCCCGUCAAACAGCCCGCGCACUCCGGCUAUCGGUCCUCUCAGAUGGUUUAUCCGCCAACCUCCCAGUACCAGGACCUGGAGGGAGUUUCUAACUGGCUCAACAGUGAAGGGUCCGGGCCAAGGCCCACUGACGGCAGCGGUGGCAGCUUCCACAGCAGAGGACCUCCAGGGGUUCACGGCUCCUGGUCCGAGCCCGCGGGCCGAGGCCUGCAGCAGCACCCGUAUCCAGAACCAUCCCGGGAGAUCGCACCGGGAACCGACUUCCAGCCUCCUCACAGCCGGGAGCAAAAGCCUCCAUCAGCCAAACCCAGAGGGGAGAAGCAGAAGAGGACGCUGAGAGACGUGGUGCCUCCUCUGUGCGCCGACAGGCUGAAGCCCAUCAGGCAGAAAACCAAAAAUGCAGUGGUGAGCAUCCUGGACACCGGUGAAGUCUGCAUAGAGCUUUUAAAAUCCCAACACGGGCAGGAAAGGGUUAAAGAAGUCCUGCGGAUAUCCUGCGACGGCUCCAUGGUGACCAUAUACGAGCCUAAUGGGGGGAAGGGGUCUCCUGUGCUGGAAAGCCCACCGGCGCUCCCAGAGGAUAUUCUCAUUUGCAGCUAUGAUGACCUUCCAGAAAAAUACUGGAAGAAGUACCAAUAUGCCUCCAGGUUUGUGCAGCUCAUAAAAUCCAAAACCCCUAAAGUGACGCUCUACACCAAGUACGCCAAAGUCAUGCUGAUGGAAAACUCCCCCGGCGCAGACCUGGAGGUCUGUUUUUACGACGGAGCAAAGACCCACAAGACCUCCGAAAUGGUGCGAGUGGUGGAGAAGAGCGGGAAGGCGUACACCGUGAAGGGAGAAGGCGGCCUGAGCGGCCUGAGUCCCGAGAGCAGGCUCUACGUGGAGCUGUCCGACGAAGGCCACAGCAUGUGUCUGUCACUAGAGGCCGCCAUCACGGCAGAGGAGCAGCGAAGCGCCAAGAAGGUCCCCUUCUUCCCCAUAACCAUCGGCAGGAGACCGGCCAGCUCAGAGUCUUCCUCCUCGGCGGCGGUGCCAUCACAGCCGGUCCCUCCGGAUUCAGCCACACCUCCUAAACCUCCACAGAUCACUCCUUCAAUGAUUUCCUACGACGGGUCAGAUUUCACCUCGGCCAGCGUGAGCAGGAAGCCCUCUCCGGUCCGGCAGGACUUGGCUCAGAGCGCGGGGAAGGUGGUCAAGUCAAUAUUCGUGCCCAACGUGGGAUGGGCUUCGCAGCUGACGAGCGGAGAGGUGUGGGUGCAGUUCAACGACGGCUCUCAGCUGGUGGUCCAGGCGGGCGUGUCCUGCAUCACGUUCACGUCUCCAGAGGGCCGGAUCACCAGGUACAAGGAGAACGAGAAGCUGCCGGAGCUGGUGAAGGAGAAGCUGCACUGCCUCUCCACCAUCCUGGGACUGCUGGCGAACCCGGCGCCGCGUCACCCGCGUUAGCAUUCAGGAACAUUCGCUGUAAAUAUUCCCUUCUGUGUUUGUCGCCUGUUUUUUUACGUGUGUACAGAGGACUGAUUAUGAAAAGAUUUUAUUUUUCUAAUGUGUUGUAUAGUGUCUAAAAUAGCCGUUGGAAACGUUUUUUCCCCCCUUGUCUUCAUGAACUUUGUGACGCAAUAAACAUCCGGAGGUGGAGAACGGGA